UUCAUCAACCACACUAUCCACUCUUCUCAGCCGGCUUGGAAUUCCAUGGCGUCCGAUUCUAAGGAAAUCGUUGGAGCUGAACCAGCGAAGCUGAAACUCUAUAGCUACUGGCGCAGCUCGUGCUCCCAGCGCGUUCGUAUCGCUCUCAAUCUCAAAGGUUUGGAUUAUGAGUAUGAGACAGUGAAUCUUUUGAAAGAUGAGCAAUUUGAUCCUGAGUUUGAGAAGCUUAAUCCCAUUAAGUAUGUACCCUCAUUGGUGGAUGGAGACGUUGUUGUUGGUGAUUCUUUAGCGAUCAUUCUUUAUUUGGAAGAUAAGUACCCUCAACAUCCAUUGCUUCCCAAGGAUCUUAAAAAGAAGGCUCUUAAUCUCCAGGUGGCAAACAUUGUUGGUUCAAGCAUUCAACCCCUUCAAAAUCUCUCUAUACUAAAGUUCAUUGAAACUAAAUUUGAUGCUGAUGAGAAACUUAAGUGGGUUCAACAUUACAUUGUGCAAAAGGCUUUUUCUGCUCUGGAGAAGCUUCUAAAGGAUGUUCCUGGAAAAUAUACUACAGGAGAUGAAGUCCUACUGGCGGAUGUGUUUUUGGCUCCACAAAUUGAUGCAGGGGUAGCAAGGUUCAGAAUUGACAUGACUGAAUACCCAAGACUAGCCAGAGCUCAUGCUGCAUAUAGUGAGCUUCCUGCAUUCCAAGCUGCUCUUCCAGAAAGGCAGCCAGAUUAUCCUACUUGA
This is a messenger RNA of Dioscorea cayenensis subsp. rotundata (Guinea yam), 726 nucleotides long. RefSeq names its product glutathione S-transferase zeta class-like. The transcript has 10 exons. NCBI's taxonomy places the organism in Eukaryota, Viridiplantae, Streptophyta, Magnoliopsida, Dioscoreales, Dioscoreaceae. Gene Ontology annotation, biological process: L-phenylalanine catabolic process; glutathione metabolic process. Gene Ontology annotation, molecular function: glutathione transferase activity; maleylacetoacetate isomerase activity. Gene Ontology annotation, cellular component: cytoplasm. The coding region runs from base 46 to 726 and encodes 226 amino acids. The record is from RefSeq and is a predicted model, not a curated record.